Messenger RNA from Numida meleagris (helmeted guineafowl), 752 nucleotides. It is a transcript of the gene CCS, whose product is annotated as copper chaperone for superoxide dismutase. NCBI's taxonomy places the organism in Eukaryota, Metazoa, Chordata, Aves, Galliformes, Numididae. Gene Ontology annotation, biological process: removal of superoxide radicals. Gene Ontology annotation, molecular function: copper ion binding. The record is from RefSeq and is a predicted model, not a curated record.
AAGUGACGCCACAGCUUCGCGCCGGAAGUGGCGCUCUAGCGUUGCGCAGCCCGCGGAGUUCAGAGUCCGCCGUCAUGGCGGGGUCCGGGGGGUCGAGCUGCACGAUGGAGUUCGCCGUGCAGAUGAGCUGCGAGAGCUGCGCCGAGGCCGUGCGGGCGGCGCUGGAGGGCGCCCCAGGUGUGCGGCUGCUGGAGCUGCGCCCCGAGGCGCAGACAGUGCUGCUGGAGGCCGAGGUGGGGGCCGAGCGCGUGCGGGAGCUGCUGGAAGCCAGCGGGCGCCGUGCGGUGCUGCGGGGCAUGGGGGGCCCUAGGGACGCCGGCGGUCCCCCGGGGGGUGACACGGCGGCGGUGGCGGCACUGUCCGGCGGCGGUGGCGGCGGCGGCGUGCGGGGUUUGGUGCGUUUCCUGCAGGUGUCCCCCGAGCGCUGCGUGGUGGACGGGGUCAUCGAUGGGCUGCGGCCCGGCCCCCACGGGCUGCACGUGCAUGAGUUUGGGGAUACGUCCCAGGGAUGCGACAGGUGUGGGACAUCAUCGGGCGCUCAGUGGUGGUGGACGCGGGUGAGGACGACCUGGGCCGGGGCGGCCACGCGCUGUCCAAGCUGACGGGGAACUCGGGGCCGAGGUUGGCCUGUGGCGUGGUGGCGCGGGCGGCCGGGCUCUUCCAGAACCCCAAACAGCUCUGCACCUGCGACGGCCUCACGCUGUGGGACGAGCGCGACCGGGCCGCGGCCUCCAGCCCCACAGCGGCCCCCA